This is a messenger RNA of Radiomyces spectabilis, 1143 nucleotides long. RefSeq lists its product as uncharacterized. The coding region runs from base 1 to 1143 and encodes 380 amino acids. Gene Ontology annotation, biological process: protein deubiquitination; ubiquitin-dependent protein catabolic process. The transcript is spliced from 10 exons. Lineage: Eukaryota; Fungi; Mucoromycota; Mucoromycetes; Mucorales; Radiomycetaceae. Gene Ontology annotation, molecular function: cysteine-type deubiquitinase activity. Gene Ontology annotation, cellular component: cytoplasm. The record is from RefSeq and is a predicted model, not a curated record.
AUGACCAAAGACGAACUGUCAGACGAUGAACCGUGGCGAUCACUGGAUCCCGAUCCUGGUGCAUUCACACAAUUGUGUCUUCGCAUGGGGGUUCGCGGCGUUCAAGUUGAACGACUCCAUUCGAUGAAGCGAGAUUCAUUACGAACCUUAAAACCGGUAUAUGGGGUAAUUUUAUUGGUGCGACAAAAGACGGAUCUAUCACUCAAAGACGAACCGUCGACGAGCAAUGGCCCAAUUUAUUUUGCGAAUCAGGUAGUCCAUUGGGCUUAUGCGAUGCAUGCUCUGCUUAGCGUACUGCUGAACUGUGAUGAGAUCGAAAUUGGUGCGGAUCUGGCUCAUUUUAAACACUUCACUCGAGAUUUUUCGCCAAUGAUGAAGGGGUUAAGCUUAACCAAUUGCGACAAGCUCAAGAAGGCCCAAAAUAGUCUCAGCAAUUUUCACUCGUCAUCGCUGGACGACAAAAUCUAUCAUCACAUCAGCUACAUAUAUAACAGUGGUCAUCUGUGGGAAUUGGAUGGAUUCAAAAGAGGACCCGUCAAAUUAGGUUUAUGUACCGAUGAUAAUUGGUUGGAAGUCGCACGCACCGAGUUAUUACGCAAAGUCGAACUAUAUCAGCGUCAACAUAUUCCUUAUUCGAUUUGGUCGGUGAUGGAAGAUCGACGACGAGUGCUGCAACGACGGUUGAUAGCCAAGCAAUAUAUCCAGACCGUCAUUGAACGACAACUCGAUGAACAUCAUCCAUCUUGGCGCAUGCUUAUGCGUGUACAACAAUGGCAAGACGAAUACGCUCACGCUAUGAAUAAUGCAAAUAAUAAACGGGGUCAAGAUGCGUCAACCUAUCUACUGAAUACAUACUGUCGAUCCAUCCACGAUAUGCCAAAGGAUGAACAAAAUGCAAUGCACAGUCAAUUAGAAACGGAGGUCAAGAACCGCCCAAUGGACGAACUAACCACCCUCUGGCUCAAGAUACAAGAUGACACCUUGAGACUCUACGAGCAAUUGGGCCAAGAAGACGAAAAAGAAGAAAACUAUAAGCAUGACGUGGUUCGAAGGAAUCAUGAUUACAAGCCGUUUAUUACGAGCUUAAUUGACAGUUUGGUGGCUCAAGGAUACCUGCAGCAAAUGCUUGCAGAUGCCUCUUGA